This is a messenger RNA of Babesia sp. Xinjiang, 3186 nucleotides long. Its product is annotated as Protein FAN. The transcript has 4 exons. Bases 1 to 3186 code for a protein of 1061 amino acids. Lineage: Eukaryota; Apicomplexa; Aconoidasida; Piroplasmida; Babesiidae. The record is from RefSeq and is a predicted model, not a curated record. Gene Ontology annotation, molecular function: protein binding.
AUGUUGUCCACCGUUCGCAGUUUCGACCUAGUACUGCUGGAAGAGGGCGAAGACUACGUAUGCGACGCUGCCUGCAGCUUGGUAUCGCCUUUUCCGUCCGAAACUACUGCCUCUACUUGGCCGCAGUUUGUAGAAUCUCUGAAGAAUGCGAAUUCUUGCCGUAACAGGGUACGCAAAGGACGCAUCAGACUGGGUACUAAAUCACUCAUAUUUGAGCCAGACGCUUUCGAUUCUCCGAUAUUAAAGCUCCAUUUUCAGAACAUAACAUCGAUCAGCGACAGCGUGCACGUCUCGAAGGGUAUUUUCGUCUCCUGCACAAGAGUAACGUCUGUGCCUACGACAAUAUACAAUGGAAAGACGCGUUUUCUGUCUGCAUACGAUGUGCACAUCGCCAAGGGGAACGCCUCCAGUUCCGCUAAAACUCCCGUCGGUGCGACAGAGGCAAAUUCUGCCGCCUCGAUGAACCUUCCUGGUUUCGUCUUCAUAUUUGCGUACACCACCGACACUAUGCAUAACGAGCAGCUGAGCGAGUAUAUGCGCCUUUGGGGAGCGUAUAGGCUAAACGUGGAUAUGGAUGUUCCUAAUAUACGCAAGACGGGUGGGUUCAGCCAAACGUUGAUCCAGCCCAGGGAGAAGCCGAUACUUGGUUGUGCAUCGUCCAGCGUUCAUCCGGAAUCUGUGUUCUGCUGGAGAUUGAAACGAAUGGUCCGUCACGGUGGCUAUGCUGCGCUUACGGAUCGAGCGUUCUAUUUCGAGCCCUGCCCAAACUUCUCGCGCAAAUCAUGUAAGCGCAUACCUAUCGAACGCAUCCUUCACAUAUUCAAACGUGAUAGCGGUAUACCUUCCAAGGGUGAGUCGGCAACGGCAUUAGAAAUAAUUUCACUCCCCGAGGAGUCAUUAGAGAAGCGCGUGAAGAGCUCACGUAAAUUGUAUAGUUGCCUGUACCUCGAAUUCAAACGCGAGGAUGACCGAGAAAAGUUCACCAGCACGUUGAGAAACAUGAUACCCCGAGCAUUUUAUGCGCUGGAGUCUCGAGCGUUUCGUAAUGAGAUGACACAACUUUGGAGACGUGGCAUCUUGCCGAACUUCCAGUACAUAGAUUUUCUUAACUGCAUUUCUGGCCGUUCUCGGUACGACAUGUCACAUUAUCCGAUAUACCCGUGGGUGCUGGCCGAUUACGAGAGUUCAUCGCUUGAUCUCAAAGACCCAAAGAGCUUCAGGGACCUUUCUAAACCGAUAGGAGCCCUGAACAACGAUCGUUUAGCUCACCUCAAAAAUCGUAUGAACACACUGCAUCUGGCCGACAAGUCGAAUUUCGACGCCACAGAAACCGCAGAAGCUCAUAUGUGCGAGUCUGGUGAUGAGAAGUGCGACACCUGCCUAAUGCGCAUGUGGAACAACGGCUUCUACCUCUACUGCUCUCACUAUUCGACACCCGCUUUGGUCGUAUUCUUCUUGAUACGCCUGCAACCUGAGUGCCAAUUGCGUUUAUAUAGCGGAAAGUUCGAUGCUGCAGCACGUACAUUCAAGAGCAUUUCGGAAACAUUUCACAAUGUGCUCCACGGCCACUCCACAUUCUUCGAACUUAUCCCCGAGUUCUACAGCGGGGAUGACUCGUUUCUACGCAAUCAACUUAACGUAACAACACAGGACGGUCGACUUUGCGAUGUUGAACUUCCCAGAUGGGCAGCUAACUCGUCCGAACAGUUCAUGACACAGAUGCGUAACGCGCUCGAAAGCGAACAUGUCUCCAAACACCUUCACGAAUGGAUAGAUCUCAUAUUCGGAUAUAAGCAGGCAGGAUUGGAAUCAAUCAAGAGUGACAACACGUUCCACCCUCUCUCGUAUCUAUCAUCGGUUCGAGUUGGCAAGUUGCCAAUGACAGGCGCAACUCAAAAUUUGUUGCGUACCAUGGAGCCCAAGGCCAUAUCUGUGCAUGUUCGUGAGUUCGGACAGGCGCCUGUGAUACUGUUUGAAACCCCUCAUCCCCAAAGGUUGCGCCAUCCACACUGGCAGCCCAACGACCACCCCGUAGCCAAUGCACCGUGGUUCAUUUAUGUGAACUACAAUAGUGAGAUAUUGGGUGGUACUGACACGGAACCAGGCGAUUGUAUGCGUAUCGGCAGGACGAUAUCGCAGGGGUGUUGCGAAGGCUAUUUGCGCAGCAUAGUCGCGGACCUCCGAAAAGAUGACAUGGAGCUACAAACCUUGGACAGGUUUGGGGGCAAGAUUACUGGAGUUGGGUUCGCUUCUACAGACAUAACAUACGCACUAUCGCAGAAGGGGUCGAUCGCCCUCCGCCACGUUGAGCGUCCUGAUGUGGUUGUACAUACGUUUGUGGAUCGCACACCCUUGACAUGCGCCACAUGGGUGAAGGGUCAUCUAUGUGUAUGUUCCGGCAGCGGUUACAUGACAAUGUGCAACUUGGAUGCAAUACUAGCCGUACAAGAUGGACUGACUGGCACAAAUAUACCUUCACGAAUAGACAAGGCGAGCUUUGGAGGCUCGGACGAAGGUAUUUUCCUUCAUCGCCAACAAAUGCAUGCCGAUGGUAUCAGUUGCAUCAGUUUCAGUGACGGCGUCCUUACAAGCGGCGGUUUCGACGAAACUGUAAAGCAGUUCCAGGUAACGAAUUCGGCAGUGCGACUUAUCGGCGUCUUCGACGAACACAACGGCCCUUUGGCCUCCGUACACUGUGCAAGUGGCCUGCUACUUACUGCUACUGUUAAUGGCAGUCUAGCUCUUUGGGACCCCCGUUCUCCUCAUAUUCCGAUUUGGAACCACGAGAUAUGCCACCAAUUCAGCGACUGCCAGGUUGUGGCAUGCGCAAUAAGCAACCGAUACAUCCAGCUGGUGUCGGCUGGGGAUUCACCUGUGAUUUUUUGGGAUGUGCGCAUGCUUAAUUCCCUAAGUGCGUGCAGCGGCUUCAAGCGUGAGAUAUCGACGCCCAAGUUCAGGACUUUGGGCGCCAUCUGUGAUCCUAACGACUGCGUGUGUCUUAGCGGCGUACAGGAUGGGACGCCAAUGCUGCAGCUAUAUGACCUACAUACCCGAGCCUCGUUGUUGACGACCGACCUCGGUGGUCUCACUUACCCAACCCUAAUGGCAGCUAAUGAAUUCGGAGGACAACAUAGGCUGCUAGUUGCCAAUACCACUGGCGAUAUUCGCAGUCUCUUAGUCAAAUAA